GAUUAAAAAGACUAAAUGAAGUCAAUAAGCUUUCAAGUGAAAAUACAAAGAUGCACUUUAGUUUUCUGGAAAAUUUGGUGAUUUUUAAUUAUUACAGAAAGUGAGACUAGAUUUCCAUUUAAGUUGAAAAACGGGACAAGAGUGCGUACAGCACAUCCGUUCGAAGACCUUUCAAAACAGAGGCUAAUUAAAUAUAUGUAUAUGUUCAAAGGUUGUGUUUCUACUUGAAUGAUAAAAAAGAAACAAUGCGUCUCGACAAAAGUUCAAUUGGUUUUUUUAAAAAUUCAUUUUUCAUAUUUGUGAACUCUGGUUUACUUUCGGUGAAAACCCUGUGAUGGUCCCUGAUCUAUCUCCAGUCUCUCUGUAUUGAAAUAAAUUAUCAAGAAAUGAAGCAGCGAGUCGAAUGUAUCUAUUGUGUGCCUUAGUAAUAUGGUAUAUCUACUGAAGAAUUUUUUAUGCUGCAUACCAUUGCGCACUGGUACUCAAAUUGUCAUAUGGAUAACGUGCCUGACGAGGUUGCUACUGGUCUUCACGACGAUAUACCUGGCCACGUCUUUGCUGCGAAGCGAGGCGAAUCAAGUCGUCACGAAUUACCCGCGUCCCUCCAACAGCUCCUUCUAUUACGAAAUCGGCCACGGAAUUGAUCAGCUACUGUUCUUCACGAAAGGAACAUAUAUUCAACGGUAUGUUAUCAUGACGGGUAUCACGGCUUUCUUCCAAAUCAUAGCCUGCGCUCUCGGAAUUUUUGCCUUGGAUAAGGGGCGACCAGAUUAUUUUCUACCAUGGCUCAUUAUGUUCAGUCAAGCGUGUAUAACAGAGACGGGAGUCUCUUGCACAAAUCUCGCCAUCAUGGGUGUUUUAGGUCAAUAUCCGGAGUAUUUCAUAGCUGAUGCCAUCAAUGCAGUUUCACAUGGUGUCUUCUUAGCGUAUUUUAUCUGGGUAGUGUUCAGUUUUUACAAGAAAGAGAAGCUCAGAACAGGAAGACCAAUGCCAAGGGCACCUCCAUACUACCCACCAUUUUUGGGAGAGACCAACCCACCCUAUAACCCGGCUGUUCAAAGUAGAGCCAAAGCCUCAACAUUACCUGCUGGGUUUGAGACUCAUUGCGAAUUUACAAAAGUUGGAACUUAAUGCGUGCAGUCUCUUUUGAUAACAAAGCAUUAACUACUGAAGAAGUCAAGCCAGGAUUAAAAAGCGAGGUUUGUAUUAGAACAGCUUCGGUCUCGCUGUCCGACCAGUGAGGAGAACUUAAGUUGUCUGAGGACAAAAGCCGCUUUUGGGCCACUACAGCCGUGCAUUGGUAACUGAAUAUCAGUCAGAAUAAUAAUAUACA
Bemisia tabaci is the source of this 1333-nucleotide messenger RNA. RefSeq lists its product as uncharacterized. Lineage: Eukaryota; Metazoa; Arthropoda; Insecta; Hemiptera; Aleyrodidae. The record is from RefSeq and is a predicted model, not a curated record.